AUGAUAAAAAUCAUCUUUGCUUUCUCUAUAAUAUAUUUGUCUCUCUGCACAAAAUCAAUCCUUAUUUUAAGACAUGGAGCAAGGGAUCCAUAAGUUUGGACUGAAUAUGAUGAACACUUUUUAUGGACAGAUCCAAUUAAAAUUUUAACCCAAAAAGGAGUUGAUUAAUUAAUAGAGGUUGGUAUUUAAUAAUAAAGAUAAUCAUUUUUUGACUCUUAAGGCAAUUGCAUAUAUGAUUUAUUAGAGAUUCAAUCAUCAAAAACAGCUAGAUGUACCUCUUCAACUGUUUGUUUCAUAAAAGGAUUAUGUCCUAAAAACUAUAAAGAAAUUCUACAUAGAUUUUUUAGUGAAUAUUAUUAAAAUAGAGUCUUAAAUUAGAGCAAGUUUGAAAAGAUUUUAUAAUCUAAUUUUUCUGAUCCAUUAUCUUUAGAUUAUGAUAUAUUUGAUAGCACUGGAGAUUUUAUGUUCUAAGGUCAUAAAACAAAGUAGUGUCCAAAUUUGAAACAAAUUAAUAAAAAUGUUCAAAAUAGUAAAGAAUAUAAAAACAGAGAAAAAGAAUUUAAAUUAAUGGAUUAAUUAAAUGGAGUAUAUGAUAUAAUGGUAUAAGCAUAUCCUAGUAAAAUAAUUACUAAAAGUUCUAUUACUUUAACUGAUGUUGAUGAUAUUUAUGAUGAUACAUUUUGUAAUCAAUUUUAAGGAUUCCAUUUUCCAAAUCCUUCAUAAUCUACAUAUACAUAUAUGUCAGAUGUUGUUAAAUUUCUUAAUUACUUUGGUUCAAAUUCAGAUAUGUUUUAGCAUUAAGCAUCCCUUACAGAACCUUUUAAAUGGAUUAUUUCAUAAUUUUACUCCAAUGAAUAAUUGAGUGUUUAUGUUGGUACUGAAUCUAAUUAAUUUGCUAUGCUAUCUGUUUUAGUAGAUGAAUAGUAUUUAACACCAUUUGCUUCAGAAUUGGAAUUUAUUAUUAAAGGAAAUAUGGUUUUUAUUUACUAUAAUAAAGUCUAAUUGAAAACAAAAAUGUGUGAAAGUGGUUAUUAUUGUACUAUCGAUUAAGCAGUUCAAUACAUGCAAUAAUAUAUCGUUAAAGAUGUUAAAUAAUUAUGUGGUGUUUGA
Messenger RNA from Paramecium pentaurelia, 1110 nucleotides. The record is from the annotation of a GenBank genome assembly. NCBI's taxonomy places the organism in Eukaryota, Ciliophora, Oligohymenophorea, Peniculida, Parameciidae.